Bacidia gigantensis is the source of this 561-nucleotide messenger RNA. RefSeq lists its product as uncharacterized. The record is from RefSeq and is a predicted model, not a curated record. Gene Ontology annotation, molecular function: O-methyltransferase activity. The transcript is spliced from 2 exons. Bases 1 to 561 code for a protein of 186 amino acids. Lineage: Eukaryota; Fungi; Ascomycota; Lecanoromycetes; Lecanorales; Ramalinaceae.
AUGCGCAACAACGGCGGAUCCAAAUACAUCAGCUUUGAGCGUAACCCCGAGUUCGGCGCUGUAAUUGCAUCCUUGGCGGAUUUGGCAGGCCUGAGUGAUCUGGUUAAAGUGGUGAUAGGUCCGAGUGCUGAUUCCAUCAAACGACUGCAUGCCGAUGGGUCUCUGGAGUACGUCGAUAUGAUGUUUCUGGACCAUUACAAGCCAGCUUAUACGAGCGAUCUGAAAUUGUGCGAGUCGCUAAGAAUCGUACGACCUGGAACACUUCUCGCGGCGGACAAUGUCAUCACGCCCGGAAACCCCCCAUACCUCAAGUACGUUCGUAGCAGCGUCGAAGAGAAGCGGAAGAUGUGUGAAGACGGUGCACCCAGCCAAGAUGACAAGGCCAACUUUGGAGACAAACACAAAGACCAGUACAAGAACCGAGUCGAUGAAGAGCAUCUCGAGUCCGAAGCUCGUGGAAAUCCAAAUCUUGUGUAUGAAAGCUGGCUAGUGAAUAGCUUCGAGCCUAAUGGGGUACCUGAUGGUGUCGAAUUCACAAAAUGUUUAAGACAGGAGUCUUGA